Molecule: messenger RNA, 1357 nt
Organism: Amoebophrya sp. A120
Lineage: Eukaryota; Dinophyceae; Syndiniales; Amoebophryaceae
Source: the annotation of a GenBank genome assembly
AUGCUGGUACGGGGUGCCAAAAGGGACGUAAGUUCGAAGUCGCACGAAGAUGAAAAUGCAAACGAUCUUGUGCGCUCGGGACGACUUCCGCCUUGCGCCACACAGCGCAUGCUUAGAAACAAGUACUACGGUGGUGUUAUUUCGCCGAAAAAUGGUGCACUCUACUGCAUACCCUACAAUGCCGAUCGCGUGUUGCGAAUUUCCGCAGACGGAACGGACUACUGCUUGCUCUCUUCGCUGCGGUUGACGGGAAAACGUAAAUCGAUAGCUACCGCUGGCAAGAGCUGCAUGACGAGUGGCAUGGAAAACAUGGAAGAUGCAGAACGCGCGGACAAGCAGCACAUGAUGACAAACUCGUUGCACAAGUGGCACGGCGCAGUUGUGGACGGGCACGGAGACAUCGUUGGUAUUCCGAGUCACGCCGAGACCGUGCUAUAUGUGCGUGUGAACGCGGACGGCAAUGAUGAAGUGUACGAACUUCCAAUUGAUGUGGGGGACGACAGACCUUCCAGUCCUUGCAAGACGGCCGGUUCGGAGCCUGACAGACCGAAUGCCACACCUUCUCGCCAGCAACGUACGGGAGGUAGUUCUUCCGAGCGGAGAAAUAAACGCUACCAGUACGGCGGCGGUGUGCUUGGCACCGAUGGCUGUGUGUAUUGCAUCCCUAGCGACGCGGACCGUGUGCUGCGGGUGGAUCCAGUAAAGCAAGAGGCGCGCUUGGUCGGCCCCGUUUUGUUUCCGCACAUCAAGAACAAGUGGCAGAACGGAUUUUUGGCGGCUUCGGAUGGCUGCAUCUAUUGCAUUCCGUGUGACGCCCCGGCAGUUCUGCGGAUAGGGACCGCGACACCGACACAGAGAAAAAGCGCGAAGAAAAAUAGGAACACGUGUGGACAUUCUGUCCCACCAGAGGACCAAAGUGUGACCCGGCGCGAGACAGUGAUGCACUAUGGGACGACGAGCGACUCGCAACCCCGCCGACCUGAAACAGACGUGAGCAUCGAAUAUCUUUUCUGGUCUAGCCACUGCAAUACGGCAAGUGAGAAAGACGAGCUGAAACACGUGGCUUCGAAUCCCUCGAUGAGUGAGGACGACACACUGGUGAAAGAAAAAUGGGAGGGCGGUGCGCUUGGACUCGAUGGUUCUAUGUAUUGUCUCCCACAGCAGGCUAGGCACGUUCUACGCAUACACCCAGGAACGAUCGAUACAGGUAAUAAUCGCGAUGAAUCGGAAUCACCAUGCUGCAAGCCAUAACUAGUUGUAAAUACGAGGACGCUGCUUUCCCCACACGAGCGACACCCCCACCGACCUGCGCAAAAUGAAAGGUAAAGCGACAUGCAUGCACACGCACAAAACAGUU